GGCUCCCAGCCAUCACAUCCCGGUCCAAAAUCCCCAACAUCUCUUCCGUGUUCGAGCGACCGAGCGCAGCGGCCAUGUCGGGGCGCGGCAAGGGCGGCAAGGGGCUGGGCAAGGGCGGCGCGAAGCGGCACCGCAAGGUCCUCCGCGACAACAUCCAGGGCAUCACGAAGCCAGCGAUCCGGAGGCUGGCCCGUAGGGGCGGCGUGAAGCGCAUCUCGGGUCUCAUCUACGAGGAGACCCGCGGCGUGCUCAAGAUCUUCCUGGAGAACGUUAUCCGCGACGCCGUCACCUACACGGAGCACGCCCGCCGCAAGACCGUCACCGCCAUGGACGUCGUCUACGCGCUCAAGCGCCAGGGCCGCACCCUCUACGGCUUCGGCGGCUGAAGCGCGCCGCCGCAGGGUGGCCGUGGCAAAAGUCUUGGGUCGCGGUCAAGAAAUCGUGGUGGAGACGAGAGUGUUCUGGUUCAUGCGUUUUGUUGCUUAGUGUUGUCGGUAGUUCUGGUUGUUGCCGCACUGCAAGGUUCAUCGGCAUUUGCUUGCGUGGUCUGAACUCGUAAUAUGUGCAUCCCGUGCUUUGCCUCAUUUGCUUGUGUUCUUGACUUCUAAUAUGUGAAUCGGCGCCUUGCCUUGUUAUAGUGUUCUAGAAUUAA
Messenger RNA from Phragmites australis (common reed), 652 nucleotides. Its product is annotated as histone H4. NCBI's taxonomy places the organism in Eukaryota, Viridiplantae, Streptophyta, Magnoliopsida, Poales, Poaceae. Gene Ontology annotation, cellular component: nucleosome. The transcript has a single exon. Gene Ontology annotation, molecular function: structural constituent of chromatin; protein heterodimerization activity; DNA binding. The record is from RefSeq and is a predicted model, not a curated record. Gene Ontology annotation, biological process: nucleosome assembly. The coding region runs from base 75 to 386 and encodes 103 amino acids.